GGUGAUAGGACGGGACUUCCGUGAUGGUUGCUAAGACACUCUUGCUCGGUCCUUGACAACCCUGGCGGGGGUGCUCUGGCAGCAGCCUCGGCCCCGGCCCCCGCGGGAGCAGCACCCCUUGGGGAAAGACAUUUUCUGCUCCCGCCAAGUUGGCACAGCCUGUUUCCCGAGCCCUGUGUUGGGCGCUGUGAUUGCUGGGCUCAGCACCUCGUGAAAGCCCUACUCUCCUCCUGAGGGCACACUGGGAGGAUCAUGGGAGAGGCUGAAGGGAAGAAAGAGGAGGCUGACUAUAAGCGCCUGCAGACCUUCCCCCUGGUCAGGCACUCGGACAUGCCAGAGGAGAUGCGAGUGGAGACCAUGGAGCUUUGUGUCACAGCCUGUGAGAAAUACUCCAACAACAAUGAGAGUGCUGCAAAGAUGAUCAAGGAGACAAUGGACAAGAAGUUCGGCUCCUCCUGGCACGUGGUGAUCGGCGAGGGUUUUGGGUUUGAGAUCACCCACGAGGUGAAGAACCUCCUGUACCUGUACUUCGGGGGAACCCUGGCCGUGUGUGUGUGGAAGUGCUCCUGACCCCCAUCCCUGCAGUUCUCCUGCCUGUCCUCUGGGCUGGGGGGCUCCCCUAGGCGGAGCCUGGCUCUUGUGAGGAGAGUUGAGUCUUUUCUUUUGUCCUUGUGUACCAGUUUCCUGAGCCACACCCAGAGUGUGAACUUGGUGUCCUCUCCACUCCCAGGCUCCCUGCCGUCUCCCUCUGAGCUCUGGGCCGUGGACAGGCCUCUCCCUCUCUCUCUCUCUCUCCCUCUCUCUCCCUCCCUCUCUCUCUCUCUCUGAGUGUGCAUGAAGGGUGGAAUGUGGCAGGUGAGGGGCGAGGAAUGGGACUCUCCUUGGAAAGGACUGACCCACCUUCCAUCCCAGCAGCCCCGAAGUCCUGCCCCAGGACUGCUGGGAAGUGUCUCCUGCCCUCGUUGUUAGAGGCCAUGUGGAGUGAGCUGAAAACGAAGCUCCUCUCUCGUGAGACACAGGGCAAGUCUCUCCUUGUCAUUGCGGAAGGAGUUCCCUUUCCCCUCCCCCAGCCUGACCUGGGGCCGAACAGUCCACCACAUCUUACCGGACCAGCAGUUCACAGCCCUGGCUUUGGCACGAGGAUCACCCAGUCUUCCUGUCCCCUUCUCCCAGCCCGGGCCACAUGAACUUUUCACACCACCUCCACCAGAUCAGCUGCAUGGCUGAGAGCUAGGGCCUUGGUGUAGAGCGACUUCUCAAAAGUGUUGCCGAGCUCCGGUGAGACCCCUGGGCCAGGAGUGAUCUCACCGUGAGGCCCCGUUAGCAGGGAAACCUGGCCUGCCAGGGACUUCAUCAGGGACCGCAUGCAAUUUGUACUUCUUACCUUGCUGGCUUUUCUAGAUUCUUUUUGAGUGCGGGAAGAAGGGUUUUAGUAGAAGGGUGAAUCAUAUUUUACACAGCGGUCUUAUUUAUAUAAACAUCUUGGUUUUUACAAUUAAAAUAACCAAAAACUAAACUUA
Molecule: messenger RNA, 1520 nt
Organism: Rattus norvegicus (Norway rat)
Lineage: Eukaryota; Metazoa; Chordata; Mammalia; Rodentia; Muridae
Gene: Dnal4
Product: dynein, axonemal, light chain 4
Exons: 4
Coding region: 253-570 (105 amino acids)
Biological process (GO): microtubule-based process
Cellular component (GO): dynein complex; cytoskeleton
Source: RefSeq, marked validated